AGAAACACACAGCGGGGAGAGACAGGCGAGCAGAUCUCAGGUAAGAACAGCUAAAAAACAUUAUUUAACCAUUUUUCAAAGAAUAUAAUUUAGUCUGUAUUUAAUUUUGAACAAUGAAUAUAACACAUUUACUUUCUUUAGCAGGUAAAGGUCUGAAGGUUAUUCCACAGUAAACUAAUUAUCUGACUCUUCAUGCUAAAUGUGCCAAAUAUGAAUAGUAAACUACAGUAGUGAAAAUGUUUUUGUAAUUAGAUUUGUUUUUAGCUGCAGAGGAAGUGAGGCCAUGGCCCUGACAGGGUCUUUGCAAUAACACUGUCAUGGACUCACGACAAAAACAGGUUUUUCACAGACUUUUCAAAAACCUGGAGAACUGGUUUACUCUGCAAACAGCCAAGGCAAAAACACAGGAAGAAUUAUUCAGUUAGAGGUUCAACAUCUGGUUGUUGUUUUGUUCACUCAUCAGAUAUGGCAGAAAGAGAGUCAUUAUCUGUUGGUAAUGGACAGUCAGCAGUGGCUCAGUCAGUGCAGAGUGGUGUUGCGCCGCCCUCUGCAGGGGCCCACUCUGUACUGCAGGACGGACUAAGCUUCACUCCCCUGGAUUUCAACUGUGACAGGGUCGUUCAACCGUUCCCACGCUCACCAAAGCUACAGAGGAAGAAAGCCAAAGAUGGAAAGCCCUCUCAGGAGCAGCUGUCCAGACGUUUGGAGGAUCUACAGGCAGAAAGAGCCAAGACUGAAGCCCACAUCCAGUCUCUGAAAAAACGCAGCACAGAUCUCUCUAGGAGCACAGAGAUGAUGAAGCAGCAGGUCCGUGAGCGCUUUGACAACAUGGUGGCCAUCCUAAAGCAGGACGAGCAGGCCGUCUUAGACUCUCUGGAGCUGGACUUGAGACGGACCAGAACCAGACUGGACCAGGUUCUGAAGAACUGGAAACAGCACCAGGACCAGGUCACCAAGAGCAUCAGCAGCACCCAGAGCGCACUGAGCAAGAGCUCGGCAGCAGAGGAAGACGGGAAGGGUCAGUCUGAGAAUCUGAGUCCAAAGAAGCCGGACGCCUCUGAAAAGCAAAUCAGACUGAAUGAGGAGAGAUUCGAGAAGCUUCUUAAAACAUUAUCCUCCAUCUCCAGAAACCUGAGAGCCCAGCUGCAGAGGAAGACUCUACUGUUAGAUUCAUCCCCUGUGGUGAUUGACAGUCAGACGUGCCAUAGCCAGAUCACAGUGACCUGCGAGGGGCGGGGCAUGUCCUUCUCAGGCUCUGGCCGCUCAGCUCCGGAGCAUCCUCUUCAGUUUGACAGAGUAUGCUGUGCUCUGGGUUCAUCUCCCCUCGCGGCAGGUCAGAGUUACUGGGAGGUCGAUGUGCGGUGCUGCUCCACCUGGGCUGUGGGCGUAGCCUACACCAGCCUGCAGAGGAAGGGGCGGGACAAGGGUGCCAAACUGGGCCGAAACAGGAACUCGUGGUGCGUGGAGCUCAGGGACAGUAAUCUGUCUGCCUGGCACAACGACCGGCAUGUAUCGUGUCAAGGCGUCGGGCAAACAGCGCUAGGAAAGGUGGGAGUAUGGGUCAGGUAUGAUAAGGGUCAGCUGAUAUUUUAUGACGCAGACAACAUGGUUGUCCUGCAAAGGUUUUCAGCAGCCAUGACACCUGUGUUCGACAGGGCUCAUCACCAGUUCACUGAGCCCCUGUACCCCGCCAUACGCUUCCUGAGACCACCACAGAACCAGGUGUGGGCGAACCACCUGGAGAUCUGUCAUCUCAACACCCUGUGAUGUUCAGGGCUGUCUCAUGCUGGACAGUGAUGUGGACUCUACCUGAUGUCCUGCUAAUGAUGAUGUACAGUCUUUUUUAUUAAGUCGGAACAAUUGUAGAGUUGAACGUACCAUGAUAAGACAAACUAACCUGAAGUCAAUGUCCAGCAGCAGAGUCUUCAUUGGCUCAUGUUUGUGCUCUAGGUUUCGCAGCUUGAUCAGCUCCUGGAGUCUGACACAAACACCAACAAUCAUCAAUAAAAUCCAUUUCUUUAAAAUCUUAGUCAUUUGACUGAAUUUUGUUACCAACACUGAAAUUGUUUUCAUUGAUUUUUAUGACUAAUGCCGAUAGCAGAAACUUCUGACAAUAACUGUUUUAAAUAUGACAAAUUUUUAAUAUUGUAUUUUAUUUGUUAUUUUCAUUAAAAUUUUACUGGUGAAAAACCUCUAAACCACCUCAGGACACUAACUGUCCACUGACCAAACUGAGUACGUGUGAUUAUAUUACUAUUAUACUACUCGGCCACCAGAACACGCUUAUUUUUCUGUUCUUUGAACACUGCACAUGAAAAAAAAAGAAAACAACU
Messenger RNA from Seriola aureovittata, 2333 nucleotides. RefSeq names its product nuclear factor 7, ovary. The transcript has 6 exons. Gene Ontology annotation, molecular function: protein binding. Bases 466 to 1767 code for a protein of 433 amino acids. The record is from RefSeq and is a predicted model, not a curated record. Lineage: Eukaryota; Metazoa; Chordata; Actinopteri; Carangiformes; Carangidae.